Molecule: messenger RNA, 2853 nt
Organism: Phialemonium atrogriseum
Lineage: Eukaryota; Fungi; Ascomycota; Sordariomycetes; Cephalothecales; Cephalothecaceae
Product: MOSC N-terminal beta barrel domain-containing protein
Exons: 3
Coding region: 160-2661 (833 amino acids)
Biological process (GO): Mo-molybdopterin cofactor biosynthetic process
Molecular function (GO): molybdenum ion binding; molybdenum cofactor sulfurtransferase activity; pyridoxal phosphate binding
Source: RefSeq, a predicted model, not a curated record
ACCAUACUCCAACUGUGGCAACGGCCGGUAUCUGUCUCUAGCUCCCAUCCUGUCCCUACCUUAUUUCAGUCUGAUGGCCCGGUUUGCCAAAGAAGCAACUUGGGAAUGGGAAAGCUGGAAUCCGGGUCUCUCUAUCAGCGAUAUUGAUCUCCAUUCAUCAUGACCGAUACUACCUGGUCUUCCUAUAACGCCUCCGUAGAAGCUCUAAGGGACGAGGAGUACCCCAUGCUAAAAGAGCCCGUGUACCUCGAUCAUGCUGGAACCACUCCGUACCCUAAGUCCUUGAUGGACGCAUUUGCAAGGGAGAUGACGGCGAACCUAUUUGGCAACCCCCAUUCCGCGUCGGCCUCGUCCCAGCUUUCGACGGCACGCAUCGAGGAUACUCGGCUCCGUGUGCUCCAGUGGUUCAACGCGGAUCCCGACGACUUCGAUGUCAUCUUCGUUGCUAACGCGACCGCCGGGAUCAAGCUGGUCGCUGAGGCCCUGCGGUCCGCCCCGGCGGGGUUCGACUACAUGUACCACCAGGCCUGCCAUACAAGUCUCGUCGGGGUGCGCGAGGAGGCCCGGAAUAGCCACUGCUUCGUCGAUCCGGAAUUCGAGGGGCCGCCGGUAUGGGGUCGCUCUCCUGACAGGACGCCUGGCGAGGGCGUGACGUUGGUUGCGUACCCUGCGCAGUCUAACAUGGACGGCCAGCGAUUCCCCUUGACUUGGUCCGCCCAGUUUCGCCAGCAGUGGGCGACAACCGGUGGCAGGGUGUAUACGCUGCUUGAUGCUGCGGCCCUUGUCGCGACGUCUCCGCUGGACCUUGGCAACUCCGAGACGGCGCCAGACUUCACUGUUCUGAGUUUUUACAAGAUCUUCGGGUUCCCCGAUCUCGGGGCCCUGAUCGUGAGACGGCAGGCAGAGCCCAUCUUCGAUGCCAGGAAAUAUUUCGGCGGUGGCACGGUCGAUAUGGUCGUCUGCCAGCGGGAACAGUGGCAUGCGCCCAAGAGACAGUUCUUGCACGAGCGCCUGGAAGAUGGGACGCUGCCCAUCCACAGCAUCGUCGCCCUUAGCUUAGCAAUGGAUGUCUACUGCCGACUGUUUGGCUCCAUACGCCGGGUUGCCCAGCAUGCAUCCUAUCUCGCGGACCGAUUAUACGAGGGGCUGCGAUCUUUAAAGCAUGGCAACGGCGCAAGCGCCUGCUCGAUAUACUCACGGGACCGCAGCGCCCACAACCACACUCUCGGCUUCGGCCCCGUGGUCGCAUUCAACAUACGCAGUAGCCUGGGUGCGUGGGUCCCCUUGGCGGAAUUCGAGAAGCUGGCGACGUUGAAGGGCUUCCACGUGCGAACGGGAGGCGUCUGUAACCCUGGCGGAGUCGCAUCAGCCCUCGGCCUCGAGCCGUGGGAGAUGAAGAACAACUUCUCCUCGGGCUUCCGGUGCGGAAGUGAGAACGAUAUCAUAGGGGGCAAGCCGACCGGAGUGAUCCGGGCAAGCUUGGGCGCCAUGAGCACCGCAUCGGACGUGGACCGAUUCGUCGCGUUCGUGGACGAAUUUUAUCGGGAACCGAACGCGCCCGCUAGCUUCGUACGGAAGACAACACCACCUCGGACAUUCUCUAAUCUUUACGUCCGUAGCAUAACGGUUUACCCGAUCAAGAGCUGCGGCGGCUACAAGGUCCAGGACGACAGGGAAUGGGAAGUUCGACCUGAGGGCCUCGCGUGGGAUAGGGAAUGGUGCCUACUACAUCGUGGUACCGGGCAGGCUUUAAGUCAAAAGAGGCAUCCCAAGAUGGUUCUCCUACGGCCUACCUUGGAUUUUGACGGCGGCCAGCUACGCGUGACCUUCGGCGGCGACAUCCCGUCCCAUCUACCCAAGUACAUCUCAGUACCGCUAUCGAAUAACCCGGCCAUGUUCGGACCGGCCGUCUUUGACCGGCUGGUCUCGUCGCGGGUCUGCGGCGAGGAGAUCUCUGCGCAGACAUACACGUCCCCGGAAGUCAACAGGUUCUUCUCGGACGUGUUGGGGGUGCCGUGCGUGCUAGCCCGCUUCCCGCCGGGCGGCCAGGGGAGGAGCAUGCGGCACUCCAAGGCGCGCCUGCAGAAACACCAGAUGCUGGGGCCGGCGGCGCGGACGCCGCUCCCGGGGUCCUUCCCCGGACCGCCGUCGCCGCCGGAGUCGGAGUCGGACACGGAGGAGGCGGCCCAGCGCCGCAUCUUGCUCUCGAACGAGAGCCCGAUUCUGCUCGUCAACACGUGCAGCCUCGCGGCGCUCAACCGGGACGUCGCCGCUGCGGGAGGCGCCGAGGUCUCGGCGGCAGUGUUCAGGGCCAACGUGGUGGUCGGGCCGGCCGGCGCCGCGCCGCAUGGGCGGCAGCAGCAGCAGCAGCAGCAGUCGCCGUACGCCGAGGACGGAUGGGCGAGGCUGCGCAUUGGCGGCCACGAGUUCAGGAUGCUGGGCUCGUGCCGGAGGUGUCACAUGAUAUGCGUCGACCAGGGGACGGGGGAGAGGCGCGAGGAGCCGUUUGUGACCCUGUCGAAGACGCGGAGGUUCGACGGCAAGGUCUUCUUCGGCGCGCAUAUGGGCCACAGCCCUGGGCCCUGCCCUGACACUGCGCGGAGAGAGGCGCAGUUUCCGACGAUCAGGGUUGGGGACUUUGUUGAGCCGGAUGUGGCGUAGCCUGGAUGUUGCGUCAUAGGUCGGUGGCUGUAGAGAAAAAACAAUUUAAUAAUAAAAAGGCUACAUUUGAUACCCAGAGGAAGGUGCCCAAGCAGUACCAUUUCACCAGUUACUUACCUCCUGACCAAAAGAAAAUAACUUGUAAUAAAACACAGCAUACAACCCAAUUGAUGCUAUCAGAAAGGAAAAAGG